Messenger RNA from Phialemonium atrogriseum, 995 nucleotides. RefSeq names its product adenine-n--methyltransferase non-catalytic subunit. The record is from RefSeq and is a predicted model, not a curated record. Gene Ontology annotation, biological process: regulation of actin filament polymerization; Arp2/3 complex-mediated actin nucleation. NCBI's taxonomy places the organism in Eukaryota, Fungi, Ascomycota, Sordariomycetes, Cephalothecales, Cephalothecaceae. Gene Ontology annotation, cellular component: Arp2/3 protein complex; cytoskeleton. The coding region runs from base 302 to 883 and encodes 193 amino acids. Gene Ontology annotation, molecular function: actin filament binding. The transcript is spliced from 3 exons.
GCCACCACGAAACGUACGCGGGGAGGGCACCAAGUCAGCUGACUAUAGGCAUCAAUGACUGUCUUGGCAACAUUUAGCCGGCUUUAGCCAAAGGCCGCAAUUUGAUGAGUCAUGUGAUCCAGUCUUACAGAAUGUUUUGUGCCUUGAAAUCCAGGCACAAUCUCCCCACCAUCGAGGCUGUGCUCCAACGACUCGAGCCGACGUCAGCCAGCCAGAACACCCCGCCGAGGCUGCCAUCUAAGCAGCUCGAUUUGUGUGCCACGUCUUUCCUCUAGAGACCCUCGAUGAGCUCUAGCCCACCAUGCCGGCCUACAACUCCAUGUUCAACGCAGACCCGAACCCGCCUCGGCUGAUCGGCAACUUCCCCCUCCUCCCGCUGCGGACCAAGACCCGCGGCCCAGCCUACACGCUCCCGGCGCCGAGCCCCCCCCUGCCGGCGGGCGAGUCCCCCGACGCCGACAGCGAGAGCUACGACGUCCUGGACGAGGUGCUGGCCCUCUUCCGCGCCAACACCUUCUUCCGAAACUUCGAGCUCCAGGGCCCCGCCGACCGCCUGCUCGUCUACGGCAUCUGGUUCGUCAGCGACUGCCUGUCGCGCAUCCGCCCCUCCGCCGGCGUCAGGGAUGCCUCAAAGGACGUCAUGAACCUGGCCCUGGACAACAACUUUGCCAUCCCCGGCGACCCGGCAUGGCCGCUGAACCAGAUGUACGAGCCGCCGCGCGACAGGCAGGACGCCGAGGUGCUCAAGCAAUACAUGUCACAAGUACGGCAAGAACUGGCGACGAGGCUACUGGCGAGGGUAUACGAGGAAGGCGGGGAUGGGAAGCCGAGCAAGUGGUGGCUCAGCUUCACCAAGCGGAAGUUCAUGGGCAAGUCGCUAUGAUAGACCGAAGGAUCAGGGGGUUUAGACCGGGACAAAAAGGUGGAAAGCCGGCCCGGCUUUGGGCAUCAAGAUUUUGCGACGUAGAGAAGGGGCAGGGGCAGGAUUCCCUGCG